This is a messenger RNA of Seriola dumerili (greater amberjack), 2361 nucleotides long. Its product is annotated as extracellular calcium-sensing receptor-like. The coding region runs from base 28 to 2361 and encodes 777 amino acids. Gene Ontology annotation, cellular component: membrane. The transcript has 5 exons. The record is from RefSeq and is a predicted model, not a curated record. Gene Ontology annotation, biological process: G protein-coupled receptor signaling pathway. Gene Ontology annotation, molecular function: G protein-coupled receptor activity. Lineage: Eukaryota; Metazoa; Chordata; Actinopteri; Carangiformes; Carangidae.
GUAAGAGAAUUCAAAUUUGCACAGACCAUGAUCUUUGCAAUUGAGGAAAUAAAUCAAAAUCCUGCAAUUCUCACAAACCACAAGCUUGGCUACAAGAUAUACAAUUCCUGUGGAAUGACAAACAUUAUGAAAUCUGCUAUAGAUUUAGCCACUGGGCAGAGGGAGAUCGUAGACGAGAAGAACUGUACAAAGGCUGAUACUGCCCAAGCUGUACUAGGCCACUCUGGCUCCGCACCCACGAUGGCAUUUGCUCGGAUUAUAGGAAGAUUUCAGAUACCAGUGCUCAGCCACUUUGCAACCUGUGCAUGCCUGAGUGACAGAGAGGAGUUUCCAUCCUUCUUCCGAACCAUUCCCAGUGAUCUCCACCAGAGCAGAGCCUUGGCCAAGCUGGUCAAGCUCUUUGGCUGGACCUGGGUUGGGGCAAUAAGUAAUAAAAAUGACUAUGGCAUCAAUGGGAUCGCCACGUUUAUACAAGCUGCACUGGACGAGGGAGUGUGCAUUGAGUAUUACCAGGCAUUUGAGCAAACAGGUCCUCUUCGUGAGUUAACAAAAGUAGUUGAAACUGUGAAGUACUCCACUUCUAAAGUCAUUGUGGCCUUCAUGUCCCACAGAGAGGUUAAUGUUCUGGCGACUGAGUUGUACAGACAGAACGUUACAGGACUGCAGUGGGUCGGCAGUGAUGCCUGGAUCACAGAUCACUCUCUGACUGACAGCGAGGGACACAGGAUCCUGGUGGGCUCCCUGGGCUUCGCUGUCAGCCGAGCUCACAUCCCAGGGCUGGAGGAGCACCUGAGGCUGCUCCACCCCUCGCAGUUCCCUGACAGUCCGUUUGUCAGAGAUUUCUGGGAGGACACAUUCGACUGCUCUCUGAGUGACACCAGGGACGCACAAAGAAAGUCAUGCAGCGGCUUUGAGAGCUUACAGGAUGCAAAAUCGUAUUUUACAGAUGUUUCAGAGCUGAGAUUCACAAACAAUGUGUACAAGUCAGUUUAUGCAGUGGCUCAUGCUCUCCACAAUCUGGUCACGUGUGAAGAGAAGAAGGGCCCUUUUUAUAAUGGGAGCUGUGCUGAUACCAAACACAUUCAACCAUGGCAGGUGCUACAUUAUUUACAGAAUGUCAACUUCGCAACAAAUCAGGGGGAGAGAGUGACUUUUGAUCAGAAUGGAGAUUCACCUGCAAGAUAUGAACUCAUAAAUUUACAACAUGUAACUUCAGGGACAAUGCAAGUUGCCACAGUCGGUGUCUUUGAUGCCACUCUGCCCCGUGAGCGUCAAUUUAUAAUGAAUGGCAUGAAAAUAGUUUGGGGUGGAGAAGGCCAUACGGUGCCUGUGUCAGUGUGCAGUGAGAGUUGCCCCCCAGGAAAACGCAAAGCCCUGCAGAAAGGGAAACCUGUUUGCUGUUAUGACUGCAUACCGUGUGCAGACGGAGAAAUCAGCAACAUCACAGACUCUAUGGAGUGCCUCAAAUGUCCCAUUGAUUAUUGGCCAAAUACCAGAGGAGACACAUGCAUCUUGAAGGAAGUUGAAUUUCUGUCCUAUGCAGAGAUCAUGGGGAUCAUUUUAACAUUCUUUUGUUUGAUGGGAGCAGUUUUGACAACCAUGAUAGCAUUAGUGUUCUUCCACUUCCGGGAAACUCCUAUUGUCAGGGCCAACAACUCUGAGCUGAGCUUCCUGCUGCUCUUCUCCUUGACCUUGUGUUUCCUGUGUUCUCUGACCUUCAUCGGCCGGCCCUCUGAGUGGUCCUGCAUGCUGCGACACACUGCGUUCGGCAUCACCUUUGUCCUCUGUAUCUCUUGUAUUCUUGGGAAAACUAUAGUGGUGUUGAUGGCUUUCAGAGCUACACUUCCAGGCAGUAAUAUGAUGAAGUGGUUUGGGCCUGCACAGCAGAGACUCAGCGUUCUGGCUUUCACUCUCAUACAGGUUUUAAUUUGUAUACUUUGGCUGACUAUCAAUCCUCCAUUCCCCUUCAAAAAUAUGAGCCACUAUAAGGAGAAGAUUAUACUUGAGUGUGCUUUAGGCUCAGCUGUAGGCUUCUGGGCUGUGUUGGGAUACAUAGGGCUCUUAGCUAUGUUAUGUUUUGUGUUCGCUUUUCUGGCUCGAAAGCUGCCUGACAAUUUCAAUGAAGCUAAAUUUAUCACCUUCAGCAUGUUGAUAUUCUGUGCAGUCUGGAUCACCUUUAUCCCAGCAUAUGUCAGCUCUCCUGGGAAGUUCACUGUGGCUGUGGAGAUAUUUGCUAUUCUGGCCUCCAGCUAUGGAACGCUGUUUUGUAUUUUUUUGCCCAAAUGUUAUGUUAUUUUACUGAGACCAGAACGAAAUACCAAAAAGCAUGUAAUGAGCAAAACAAAAGAGAUUCAAUAUUAA